Plectropomus leopardus (leopard coralgrouper) is the source of this 1071-nucleotide messenger RNA. NCBI's taxonomy places the organism in Eukaryota, Metazoa, Chordata, Actinopteri, Perciformes, Serranidae. The record is from RefSeq and is a predicted model, not a curated record.
UCUGCGCAGCACGCUCAGCGGCUGUACCGCCACGUCUACCUCACCUGUAAGGAGGAGAGCAGUGGGCGGGGCCACUACCAGGCCCUCUUCACCCUGCUGGCUGUGGUCAGUCUGGAACUGGCCAAUGAGGAGGUUGUGGUGGACCUGAUCCGCCUGGUCCUCGCCCUGCAGGAGCUUGCGCUGUCCAAUCAGGAGUGUCUGUCCGUGUUCAACCGCUGUGGCGUUCAUGCCGUCUGCGCCGCCUUCCUCCACCUGUUGUCGCAGCUCGGACCUCCUCCUCCUCUGCACCAACACGUCACACAGGUGAUUGAGAGUCGUCAGAGCGCCGCGCCUCACCUGCUGCCUGAGGACGCUCUCUGUGACAAACCCAGGCUGCCAGACGAGGAGCUGAAGGUGGACGCAGCCUUUCUGUUUGUCCAGUCAGAGAUCUGCGAGGCUCUGACAGGAAGCAGCUAUGGCGCACACUCGGAGCGCCUCAACACGCCGUACACGCCUCAGAUAACAGACGAGGACCGUCUGUCCAAGAGGAAGAGUAUCGGGGACGUCAUCUCUCUGCAGAUAGACAUGGACCCUCCCACCUGUCCUGAGACGCAGCAGAAACCUCAGACGGAGCAGAUCACCUUCGAGACGCUGAAGAACGCCAUCGAGGACAGAGGGAGUGUGGAGGAGGAGGAGAGGAGGAGGAGGAUGCAGCUGGUGGAGAGGUUUCAGACGGCUCCGUUUGAGGAGAUCGCCGCUCACUGUGGAGCCAGGACCUUGCUUCAGUCUAAACUGGAUCAGGUCUUUGAUUUGAUCAUCCGUCCUCCUCCGUCUCCGUCUGGACACUCGCCGCCUCGUUCGACUCCUCUGUACGAGAUGAAGUUUCCCGACCUGUGUGUCUAUUAGACUCUUCUAACACGUGUAGAAAAAUGAUGAUGACGUUGAAAACGCGUGACACGAAUCAUGUUUUGUCGCUGCUGUUCUGUCCCGAAAAAGACGUUUUGCUUUAAAUGAGUAAUUGACCGACUUCUUUACCUUCUGUAGUGUUUUUGUUUUAGACGUCUGACAGAUUUGUUUUUGUCAUAAUGCUUC